GAGCAGCUCGGUAUGCAAAUGAGACGCAAAGCAGCAUGCAGAUGAGUGCAGUGUUUUUUGGCACUCCGCUCGGGUCCUGAGCCCGGCGGAGCUACGUUCCUGGUCGCCUGGAACCGCUCCGUGACCGUGCCUGGGAGCUGCGUCCUGAGGGGUGGGUCUGGGCCGUGGGAGCUGUAGUUAUACCGGGCAGUUCGCCAGCUGGGUCUGGCGCUGGGGAGGCCGAAGAUUGCUGGGAAAGAAGGGGCAGUGCAGGGAGGCCAGGGUGGGGGCUAGCCCGGGGCGUCCUCCCCGCCGCUCCACCUCCGCAUGAUACAAAAGGUCCUCUGUCCUCGCUACAGGCAGCAGGGAAAGGAUCGGGGCGGUGGCUCCUCUACGCUCCCUGGUUUUGUCUGCAAAGGAAACAGACUGUGGCUCGGUGGCUAUCCUCUUAUCUCCCAGUCUCUACAAAGCCCAAGAAUACAGCCAGAGGAACCCUGAAAAUCUGCCCCUAGUCCGCAGGCACAGCUGCAGCGCCCACCAGCGGUGCAGCCAGCGGGGAUAGGACUCCAGCACUCGGAGGGCGGCAGCAGAGAGCCCUUUAAGGGGAGGGGCCAGUGUUCCCUAGGACCGCCUCCUCCGAUUUGACUCAGAGCUUGCUGGACUGGCUCGCGCCUCCGCCAACCGCCUUUUCGUUUCCUUCCCGUCUCUUCCCUGGUGACCCCGGAAGUGGAAGUAACCGUAGGUCGGUGGCCACGGCGGGGACGGAAGGCGGAAGCAGAGCGUGAGCGGGAGGCGGAGCCGGGGGAGCUGCUCUCGUAGCUCCCCCUGGCCCUAGGCCCAGCUGCUGGAGGGGGAGGAGUUACCGCCGCUCUUCCGGUACGUUACCUUUACCCCCUCUACCCAGCCCAAGGGUUUCCUGGAUGUCUUUCUCAGCUGCAACCCUAAGCUCGGUCCCCCAGGUUUUUCUUAAGAGCCGCGCGGUCCCCACCCUUUCGGGCAGCCUGCGGCACCCCUUUCCGGUCGUCUUUCCCUUUUUCCCCCACGAGUGACCCUAGGACCACACCCUUUACGGUUCCUCCCUCUUUCCCAGAUUUUGGUUUGUAGCUUUCUGGGGGAAGAAGAAAAACUAAGGGGAUUUGGAGGAGGGGAGGGAGCAUGGUUGUGGUUAAUGGAGUAUUUGCUUAAUCCUGGGGACAACGAACGCUCCAGAAGAAUCUGAGAAAACAAGGGAGGCCUCAGAACUUAUCAUGAUGGCUGUGACCUAAAAUCCUCAGGAAGCCCCGGGGUCAUGGCCCAGAAGCACCCCGGAGAAAGAGGGUUGUGUGGAGCCCACCACAGUGGUGGCGCCUCCCUCAGGACUUUAGGAUCCUCUGUGGACCCUGAAAUACUUUCAUUCUCAGGACUCAGGGACUCAGCGAGGCCUGCUUCUAAUGGUACCCGCUGCCUCACAGAGCACUCUAGUCCUAAGUACACACAGCCCCCAAACCCAGCCCACUGGUCGGAUCCAAGCCAUGGCCCCCCAAGGGGUCCAGGACCCCCUAGGGAUGGAGAGGACCCUGAUCAGAGUGAGGCAUCUUCAGAGGAAGAGUCAGGAGUGGACCAGGAACUCUCAAGAGAGAAUGAGGCUGGGUACCAGGAGGAUGGGAACCCUUCUUUUCUUUCCAUUCCAUCUGCUUGCAACUGCCAGGGAACCCCUGGAAUCCCUGAAGGGCCUUACUCUGAGGGAGGAGAUCGCUCUUCUAGCAACUUUUGCCACCAUUGUACCUCUCCAGUUUUGGGGGAAGAUGAAGAGUUGGAAGAGGAAUAUGAUGAUGAGGAACCUCUUAAGUUCCCCAGUGAUUUUUCACGUGUGCCCAGUGGAAAGAAACCACCUCGGAGACAGCGGCACCGCAUUCCAGCCAAGGAGGAUACUCGGGAAGGUGGACGCAGAGAUCCCAGGUCCCCUGGCCGACAUAGGCUGGGCCGGAAACGAAGUCAAGCAGAUAAGCGCAGAGGCCUGGGAUUAUGGGGAGCAGAGGAACUGUGUCAGCUUGGACAGGCAGGCUUCUGGUGGCUGAUUGAACUGCUGGUAUUGGUGGGAGAGUAUGUGGAAACUUGUGGCCAUCUCAUCUAUGCAUGCAGGCAGCUGAAAGGCAGUGAUCUGGACCUUUUUCGAGUCUGGGUGGGAGUCUGGGCAGGGCGGCUGGGGGGCUGGGCCCAGGUGAUGUUCCAAUUUAUGAACCAAGGAUGUUGCUAUGGGGCAGGGCUAUUAACCCGUUUUCUUAGGCUACUGGGUGCUUUGCUCCUCUUGGCUCUGGCCCUCUUGUUGGGCUGUCUACAGUUGGGCUGGCGGUUUCUGGUGGGACUGGGUGACAGGUUAGGCUGGAGGGGUAAAGCCACUUGGCUCUUUUCUUGGCUGGAUUUUCCCACCCUGCAGCGUUGCCUGAUUCUGCUGAGAGAUAGCAGGCCAUGGCAACAGUUGGUAAAAAUGUUUCAGUGGGGUUGGCUGGAGUUGCCUUGGGUCAAGCCAAGGACUGACAGGCAGGGGAAUGCACCUAUAGCUGGUGGUCGCUACUGCCAGCCUGAAGAAGAAGUGGCUCGACUCUUGACCAUGGCUGGGGUUCCUGAGGAUGAGUUAAACCCUUUCCAUGUGUUGGGGGUUGAAGCCACAGCAUCAGAUACUGAACUGAAGAAGGCCUAUAGGCAGCUGGCAGUGAUGGUUCAUCCUGACAAAAAUCAUCAUCCCCGGGCCGAGGAGGCCUUCAAGGUUUUGCGGGCAGCUUGGGACAUUGUCAGCAAUCCUGAAAGGCGGAAGGAAUAUGAGAUGAAACGAAUGGCAGAGAAUGAGCUGAGCCGGUCGGUGAAUGAGUUUCUGUCCAAGCUGCAGGAUGACCUCAAAGAGGCAAUGAACACUAUGAUGUGCAGCCGAUGCCAGGGAAAGCAUAGGAGGUUUGAAAUGGACCGGGAACCUAAAAGUGCCAGAUACUGUGCUGAGUGUAAUAGACUGCAUCCUGCUGAGGAAGGAGACUUUUGGGCAGAGUCAAGCAUGUUGGGCCUCAAGAUCACCUAUUUUGCGCUAAUGGAUGGAAAGGUGUAUGACAUCACAGAGUGGGCUGGAUGCCAGCGUGUGGGAAUCUCCCCAGAUACUCAUAGAGUCCCCUAUCACAUCUCAUUUGGUUCUCGGAUUCCAGGCACCAGUGGGCGGCAGAGAGCAGCCCCAGAAGCCCCUCCUGCAGACCUUCAGGAUUUCUUGAGCCGGAUCUUUCAAGUACCCCCAGGCCAGAUGUCCAAUGGGAACUUCUUUGCAGCUCCUCAGCCUGGCUCUGGGGCCACUGCAGCCUCUAAGCCCAACAGCACAGUACCCAAGGGAGAAGCCAAACCGAAGCGGCGGAAGAAAGUGAGGAGGCCCUUCCAACGAUGACACCCCUUCUCUUCUUUCCUCAGAUCAAUGUCAGGGAGUCAAAAGGGCUGUGUAUAGCACAGGAUGGAGUUUUGAUUUGUUUAUUUUUAAAUAUUGAAAAAAGGGAAAAUUUUAAGUUCAAAUUGUUCACUCAGUACCUGUAGGAAGCCCCAGAACCACUCUCCCUCCUCCACCAGCACCUAGGAACUGAAACUUGUCUUUAGACAAUACCAAAGAAAUAGGGGGUGGCUAGAGCAAAGAACCUAGAGCCUGGAUCUGGGCUGGACAGUAUCUCCCAUGGUAGCAUGGGAACUGGGUAUUUCCCUGGGGUCUGUAUGCCUUUGUCUUUUGCUUCUAGAACAGAUGACACUUCCCCCCCUCUUUUAAAACUGUAAGUCUAUCUGAUUUCUUGACCCAUUUCAGGAGGGAGCCCCUCCUUUACCCCAACAUACUAGUUAAAAGACAGAACAAGAAAGCAUGUAGCCCUAAUUAUAGGAGAUUAUACAUAGAAUUCAAAGAGUGGGAACUCUACAUUUUUCCUGACAUUCACCUUGUGGGUAAUCACCCAACUUCAUGCUUGUUGCUGCAGGGAUGGCCAAAACUGAUAAUUUUUAAAAAGCAGACACAUGCCCUCUGCCCUUGGGUGAGAGGGAAGGAAAAAGGGGCUCCCAGCAGCCCCUUUAUGAUCCAAGGGUUUGUAUUUUUUUAAGUUUGUUCAUAUUUGUAUGUACAUAUCUAUUUAAAGCCAGGGGAUUAUCUUUCUAUAAAUACAUAACUGGCAACCUGUA
Leopardus geoffroyi (Geoffroy's cat) is the source of this 4146-nucleotide messenger RNA. RefSeq names its product DnaJ heat shock protein family (Hsp40) member C14 (gene DNAJC14). Gene Ontology annotation, molecular function: dopamine receptor binding. The coding region runs from base 1268 to 3379 and encodes 703 amino acids. The record is from RefSeq and is a predicted model, not a curated record. The transcript is spliced from 7 exons. Lineage: Eukaryota; Metazoa; Chordata; Mammalia; Carnivora; Felidae.